Messenger RNA from Botrytis porri, 1026 nucleotides. RefSeq lists its product as uncharacterized. The transcript has 2 exons. The record is from RefSeq and is a predicted model, not a curated record. Bases 1 to 1026 code for a protein of 341 amino acids. NCBI's taxonomy places the organism in Eukaryota, Fungi, Ascomycota, Leotiomycetes, Helotiales, Sclerotiniaceae.
AUGUUCCGAAGAUCCUUCCGUCUCAUCAUUCCAACAAUUUUCUCCCUUUCCCUCGUUACCCUGCUUUCGCAGACCACCUUCACUAACCAUCUCGCCUCGCUUUUCGUAAACGAAACUGCAAACCCCAGCAUCCAAGCUCCCUACACUCUUCGCUCACCUAUCCCUCUCACCCUCUUCAACUCCCUCUUCGCCCUCUUCCUCUCUACUUCCCACACGCCAUUACACAACCUAUCCGCCGUCCUCGCUUUUCCAUCCGGCACCCUAUCAAUUCUCCCCAUUCUCUACUCCCAAUCCUACACCCUCUACAUCAUCACUCUCAUAAUCCCCUACACACGACCCCUUUGGCGCCUCAAAUACUCACCUCUCUUUCUCUUCACCGCCUACUGGGUAUCCUCCUACUCCUUCAUAUCUACCAGCGGCCUCCUCCUAGCCGAUUUUCUCCUCCUGCCCAAUUCUCCCCUCCUCACUAUUUCCGCCGCCGGAUUCCCAUUACCGAAACGGAUUACCAAAAAAAGAAUUCCAUCUUGGAUUCCUUAUACAUUCAUCCUUUUGGUUGGUAUCGGACUGCAAUAUUUCUACACCACUUCGAACGCAGCACUAGAAGCAGCAAAUGCGGAGUUGAAAGCUCAUACGGAUAUUUAUGGGUCUUCGGGUGGAUUAAAUACCACUCCGGAUUUGAAGGAACAAACGCCUAGGAUUGCGGAUUGGUUGGUUUUGUGCGGAGGAUUUUUGUUGUUGGAGACGAGAACCUCGGUGCAGAAUUUGUGUAAAAAUGCGGUGCUGGCUUCGCUGGGGAGGAGAAGUUUGAGUUACUUCUUGACGCAAUCGAUUUUCAUAUACUCGGCAGCUAUUCCUCUAUAUCUUCAUCUUGUUGUGGAUAAGAAUGUUUCGGGAAUAGCGGCGACUUGUAUUUCUUUUGUGGUUUCGAUUUUGGGGACGUUGGUGUGUGGUGAGAUCUUUUACAGGAUGGUAGAGAUUCCGAGUUUAUGGGCGGGUGUGUGGAGUUGGGAUUGGAUUAGGAGGUGA